CGGAGCAGACAUCGUGAAGUAAAAUUUGUUGGACUGAUAAUUUUUCUACGACCUAAUUAAACAAAGACAGGUGUUUCGAUAUGGCUUGUAGUGGGUUUAGUUGUUCAAAAAACACAUUAACUUUACUCAAUAUUUUGUAUUUUAUUGUAGCCAUUAUUUUGAUUGGUGUUGCAGCCUAUGGUCGUGUGGCAUCAUUGGUUACAAGUCUGACAUUAGUUGGCAGUGUUAUAACAUGUGGUGUUAUUUUAUUCUUUAUUGCUUUAAUAGGUCUAGUUGGAUCUAUUAGGCACCAUCAAGUUCUCCUGUUUUUUUAUAUGAUUAUUCUGUUCCUGCUAUUCCUUUUGCAAUUUUCACUGGCCUGUGCCUGUCUAGCUGUCAACACGCAACAGAAGGAUGAUUUAGUGACGAGAGGUUGGAUGAAAGCAUCAAAUGAAACGAGAGACAAUGUGCAGAAAAAUUUUGAUUGUUGUGGCUUUCUUGAUAAUAAGUUGCCAGCAUCGGAUAAUAAAGGUCAUCCUCCCUGUAAAGAGUUGUCUUGCUGUAAACUGAAUCCAAGUCGCUCCUGUUGUUCUGGUCAGCCAGAAAAUACUACAAAUCUGACAUGUCCAUUGGAAUGUCAAGCAUGUUAUCAUAAAUUACAAGAUAAAAUAUAUGCAGCGUUCUCUGUAACUGGCGGUAUAGGGUUAUUCUUUAGUUUUACAGAGAUUAUAGGUGUAUGGAUUACUGUUCGGUAUAGAAACCAGAAAGACCCCAGGGCUAAUCCAAGUGCUUUUCUCUAAUGCUUACUAUAACUAAGUAUAGAGUGUAAGAUAAUUGGAGUCGGAUUGGCAAUGCGGUACAGAAACCAAAAAGAUCCACGAGCCAACCCCAGUGCAUUUUUAUAGUGAAGAAUGGUUAGAUUAGAUGUAUAUAUUGUUUCAUAAUUUUAUAUAGUAUGUGUCCUAUUGUUUGUUUAUUUGAGUUAAAAGUUACAUAGAUCUAGUCCUUUACUAUUCAGGGAAAUAUACUUAAGGAUUAAGAGAGAAUUUUUAAAUCAGUUAUUUGGGAUACUGAUAAUUUCACAAAUAUUCAGAAACUUUGUAUUAUGUUAAAAAGUGUAUGCUUUCAGCUUUAUUGAAUUGAUUUCUGUGCAGUGUUAUUUGAAUAGUUCACAAACAGAUUUUAACUAUGAUAAAGUGGCGUUUAUAAUAACUUACCAUUGACAUUAAAUAGAAAUCAAAGCCACAUGAGGAAGACUGAUUUUGUAAUACAUGUACAUACUUACAACUAUUUGUAAAUUUAUACUGGUAAUUUACAGAGAUUCCUUACAAUCUUUGGAUUAAUUGAUUCCAGCAUUAAAUAAACUGCUAUCAUUCUAAGAAACCAUUCUUCAUUAAAUGUUAUUGUAUCUAAUGUUAAAUGACUUCUUGUUAUUUAAGGACAUUGUAAUCCUACCAGGUUUAUGCAUUUGAUUAAUGUUUGUCAUCGUAAAAUUGUCUCUUAUUCUAAGUUGUUAGUUCCCAUUUUAACGAUGUAUUAAUAUUUAUUAUUGUAAGUACAUGUAUUUAUUUUAUUUCAUGACAUUUCUGUAUAUGUAUGUAUACUAUGACUGAGGGACCAAUAUUAUGUGUAAAAAUGAAGGUUAUAUGACAGACAGAGGUAUAUAUGUGUAUUUGGAUGUUGAUUACAAGUGACUGGCAUUCUGUAUUUAAAUGUCUAUAUUUACCAGAGGGACUGUUACAUGAAUAAAAUAACUGAGUUAGUAAAAUGAAAGAAAAGUCAGUGAAAGAGAAGUCGUGUAUCAUUUCUGUAGACCGUAAAAUGACACAGUUGCAGUCUAAUUAAAAUUAUUCCAAUAUUUUAUUCUGUUAUAUAUUUCGGUUGAUGGCUCGAUCCAUUCAUCGAAAUUGAAGGACUUUGUUUUAUAUUGUGGCCUGGCGGGUUUAAUAAUGUGCAGAUUUAGAUCUGUCUACCAAACAAAACCGUCAAUGCAGAAAAAUGACAAAUGUUUUGAUUGCUUGUCUGAUCAUGGUCAAAGGCAUUAUUAUGUUGUUGUCACAUGAUCAGAACUUUUCUUAACACGUCUUUCAAAUUCGAUGUUAAUGAAAUAACAUCAGGCCCCGAGUUCAGAAAGCAUUCUCAGACUUAAGUUAAGAAUUUGCUCAAAAUUGUUCGCCUUCUUUUAACUAAAAUAUUGCCCUUUAUUAAACUUUUGUUGUUUUAAUGUAUCAAAUACAUCAAUAAGAAACUAUGUUCAAAGUUUUGUGUUUCUGGAUCAAAGAUAUUUCUCAUUAACAGUGAUUGAAAGUUAAGUAAAUUCUUAAGUUAAUUCUGAGAAUACUUUGUGAACUCGGGGCCUGGUUUUAAUUAAAUUGUGAGGAUGGAAAAUUCAGAUUUUAACAAUUCUGGCACUUGAGGAUUAUACAACAUCAAAAGCUUUGACUCAUCUUUCAUUUUUCUGAGUUGUUUUUCAAAACUUACCUUUGAAAUAUUUAGUGCUUUACCAAUGUGCUUGAAAAUCCAUAUAUUAUAAUAUUUUCUCAAUUGUUAACAGUUUUCAUGAUUGUAUUAUGCUUCUGCUUAUGUAUUUAAAUUGCAUUUAGUUUUAACAAUAUUAGAUGUUUGUGGUGAUGGAUAAGCUUGGUGUGUAUUCUGAAUAAUUUAAAAUGUGUAAGUUAUAAUGGUAUUAUUAUUUUGCCAUCUUUAAUUUCAAUUAUAUAUUACCAAAGAGCAGCUUUAAGUUAAAACUAUUCUACUAUAUAUAUAUAGAGAGAGAGAAAAAAAUAAAGGUUAAAAAUGCCUAAAGAAAGUACUAUUGUUUAAUUGUCUAGAUGUUUCGCCUGAGCUUGUCAAUAGUACUUUCUUUAGGCAUUUUUAACCUUUAUUUUUUUCUAUAUUAACACU
This is a messenger RNA of Patella vulgata (common limpet), 2883 nucleotides long. Its product is annotated as tetraspanin-13. The transcript has 6 exons. Lineage: Eukaryota; Metazoa; Mollusca; Gastropoda; Patellidae. The record is from RefSeq and is a predicted model, not a curated record. Gene Ontology annotation, cellular component: membrane. Bases 81 to 779 code for a protein of 232 amino acids.